This is a messenger RNA of Trichomonas vaginalis G3, 225 nucleotides long. Its product is annotated as ATPase activity, coupled to transmembrane movement of substances. The transcript has a single exon. Lineage: Eukaryota; Parabasalia; Trichomonadida; Trichomonadidae. The coding region runs from base 1 to 225 and encodes 74 amino acids. The record is from RefSeq and is a predicted model, not a curated record.
AUGUUCUCACGAGACCAAAUACCACCAAUUGACAAUCUUGUAAGCAAUCCUGCUGAACCUUCUACUGUAAACGUCGAUGGUAACAUUCCACGAAGGUCAUCUAUAGUUAGUAUGGCUAUCUUGGGUACUGAGGCACUGCGCGCCUCCAUACACCACUUAGCUGUUUUGACACUUUACGAAACCGUUAACAUAUAUUUUACAACACAAACGACAACACUAACUUAA